AUCUGACCAAUCAGCGCAACGAAUUCAAAUGUGUUCAGAGAUUCAAUUUGAUUUGGCCAUCGAUAUCGAUUGACAAUUUCAUUCAAUCAAGAGAACACGUUCUGGAAACAUUCGAAUAAACCCAAAUCAGAAGAACCAAUUGUUGGUAUCAUAAAAGCUACCUAGAUGGACCGCUGUUCAGCUUUUGAAGCAGAUAUAAAUGACUGCCUCAAAUCCUGCACUAGCUCCGCGAUGUCUUCCGGGCCAGUUCCAAGAUGGCAGAGGAAACUUGUAGGGCAAUCAAGGGGAGCCCCGUUAUCUCCUUUGAAUAUUUCAAGAAAUAAGAGUAUUUGUACCACAACUCCUGGAAAAGUAGCGCUUGGAAAUAUGUCGUCCAAGAAGAAGACACCUGGUAAAAAUACCUCAUUGAACAAAAGUGCUAAUACAUCCUGCUCUACGUAUGAUAGAUUCAUACCAAACAGGGCAUUAAUGGACAAUGACAAGAGUCACCAUAUGCUGAUGAAAGAUGAAGAGGAAGAUGAAAAUGUUGACAUGAAUGAUAAUGAUGGUUCAUCUAAAGAAUGGGCUGGAAGCUCUGCUGAAGCAAAUGCAAGGAUCUUAGCAAUGAGAUGCAAGGCACCUGCUGCAUCAGAUGGCUAUAUGAACAAAGUUCUGCACAGUCAAAGCAAACAGCCAAAGGCAAAAUGGAAGUCAAGCAGACAUAUUCCUGACACUCCAGAAAGGGUUCUAGACGCUCCAGAUAUCACCAAUGAUUACUAUCUUAACAUCCUUGACUGGGGAAGUAACAACUGUCUUGCUGUGGCUUUGAGCAGUGAGGUAUUCUUAUGGCAUGCACAAACUGGCAAAGUUGACAGACUGAUGCAAACCCAGGAUGAAGAACUUGUCACCAGUGUUAAGUGGAUUGGUGAAGGAAAUAUUCUUGCUGUUGGCCUAGACAAUGGCAAUGUUGAGAUUUGGGAUGCGGAGACUUGUCAGAGGAAAAGAUCAAUGACCGGUCAUGCCUCACGUGUUGGCUCUCUUAGUUGGAAUGAGUACAUACUGAGCAGUGGUUCUAGGAGUGGAGCAAUCCACCAGCAUGAUGUCCGUGUGGCUCGCCACAAUGUUGCCUGUUUGCUGGCGCACUCUCAAGAGAUCUGCGGCCUGGCUUGGGCACCUGGUGGCACCAAGCUUGCCAGUGGUGGAAACGACAACGUUCUGAACAUAUGGGAUGUUGGUGUACAAUCAAGCGGGGAAAUAACAACUCCUCUUUUUUCACUGGCAGAUCACUGUGCCGCCGUCAAAGCUGUUUCGUGGUGUCCUUGGCAACCGAAUGUCUUAGCAAGUGGUGGAGGAACAGCGGACAAGCAUAUUCGAUUGUGGAACGCCAAUACUGGCGUAUGCUUGCAUACUGUUGACACAAAUUCUCAGAUCAGUGGCAUCGUUUGGUCAGAUGAACAUAAGGAGUUUAUUUCCGGACAUGGUUUUUCUGAAAACCAGCUCACUAUAUGGAAGUACCCGAGUAUGAAUAAAGUCACACAAUUAACAGGCCAUACGUCACGUGUUUUGAAUUUAGCCCAGUCCCCUGACAAUGCGCUUGUUGCAUCUGCAAGCGCGGACCAGACUAUCAGGAUAUGGAAUUGCUUUGCUGCUGAGAAGAAGAGGAAGACGAAGGCCAAAGCAAAAAGUGAUGAAAUUAGGUUCAACAGUAUACGUUGAUGUGACUUGUCUCUAGUUAAUUGUAAAACUGUGCUUGCCCUACGCCGAGCAGAACAUCGCCAAACCUACCCUCAAAAUACUGCGAUGUCGAACAUUUGUCACAGCGACUAAUUCAUUAAAAGAAUAUGAACUCAAAGAACUUGGGAAUUUUAGCUUGCGUGCAGACUCGGAAAUUUAAAAGAGGAACGAGAGUAGAGUCUGUGCAACAGAGCCGCUUUUCUUGUUCGCUGACAUCAGCAUUUUAUUCUAAGCACUAGAACAACGACUCCAAUAGCGUGCAAUGUUUUUCUGUAAUUUUAGUUGUUUAAAAGAACAAACAGGCCUACUCUAUUAUCCUGAUACCAUUCAUUUAUACCUCUGCCCGUAGACGCCAAAUUGAAAACUGAAAAAAAACAAUUGAAAUUCCCCCAACAAAUCAAAUUCGGUUCCUUGAUUUUGAGGAACCUUUGAGCAAGAAAAUCGGCUCAGCUUCGCAGACUUCACUUUUUCUCUUAUUUUCAAUGUUGCCAACAGUCUGCACGCAGGCUAGGAGAUUUUGACUGUUUUCUAGACGUGUGGUGAAACUUAUUUGAAUUAUGUAGUAUGGAAGAACUUGAAUGUAAAAAGAACCUGAAUGUGUUAAUGUAAAUACGGGCAUUACUUUGGGUAAACUGUUUUUUAUCAUUAUAUUAAACGUUCAAAAAAGCAUUUUUAGGUUAUUGUAAGAUCUGUCCAACUGAAUGCA
Molecule: messenger RNA, 2419 nt
Organism: Rhopilema esculentum
Lineage: Eukaryota; Metazoa; Cnidaria; Scyphozoa; Rhizostomeae; Rhizostomatidae
Product: cell division cycle protein 20 homolog
Biological process (GO): positive regulation of ubiquitin protein ligase activity; positive regulation of anaphase-promoting complex-dependent catabolic process; anaphase-promoting complex-dependent catabolic process
Cellular component (GO): anaphase-promoting complex
Molecular function (GO): protein binding; anaphase-promoting complex binding; ubiquitin ligase activator activity
Source: RefSeq, a predicted model, not a curated record